AUGUCUUCUUCACGGAACUCCUUGACGAACGUUGUAAGCAUGAAAGGAGGCGAUGGAGAACAUAGUUAUGCUAAUAAUUCUGGUCAUCAGAAAACGGUUUUCUCUAAAGCACAAACAAUCGUGGAAGAGAAUAUUAGAGAAACAUUAUUGAAUUUGGGUUUCCCUGAAUCCAUUAAAGUGGCUGAAUUGGGCUGUUCUUCCGGAGAAAACACUUUCUUGGCGAUGUCUGAAAUCGUCAACACGAUCAUAGCUUCGUACCAAGAAACCAGUCGAAACCCACCAGAAAUUGAUUGUUGUCUAAACGAUCUUCCAAAUAAUGACUUCAAUAUGACGUUCAAGUGGGCCACUUCCUUCAAGGAGAAUCUAAAGAUGGAUGUUAAGGGAAGGUGCUUCAUCUCAGGAGUCCCCGGUUCUUUUUACUCGAGGCUCUUCCCAAACAAAUCUCUUCAUUUUGUUCAUUCAGCUUGUAGUCUUCAUUGGCUCUCUAAGGUCCCUGAAGGGCUUGAAGAUAACAAGAAGAAUGUGUAUAUUAGAAACCCUUGCCCUCUAAGUGUGUCCAAAAGUUACUUGGAUCAGUUUCAAAAGGAUUUCUCGUUAUUUUUAAAAAUGCGUUCUGAAGAAGUGGUGUCUAAUGGACGCAUGGUUCUCAUAUUCAAAGGCCGAAAUUCUUCUGAUCCUCUUUAUAGAGAGAGCUGCCAUUAUUGGUCGUUGUUGACUGAUUCCCUCCUCGAUUUAGUCUCUGAGGGAAUUGUCAAGGAAUCAGAUGUGGAUUCAUUCAACUUGCCGUUUUACGAUGCGGGUGAGGAAGAGGUCAGGGAAGUUGUCGGAAAAGAAGGAUCAUUUGAGAUUAAUAACAUCGAGACACAUGAACAUGUAGUUCCAUACAAAGAUAGUGAGGAAGAUGACGAUGAAACAUGUCGAUUAAAGUUUGGGGAAAUGAUGGCAAGCAGAAAAAGAUCCAUCACUGAGCCAAUGUUGGUUGCCCAUUUCGGAGAUGCUGUCAUCGAUCGUCUGUUUGAGAAGUACGCACACAACGCAGCCCGGUACUACAUUGUUUCAAGAAGCUGCAACAAAACGACCGUCAACUUUGUCGUAUCCUUGACUAGAAAGUAA
Eruca vesicaria subsp. sativa (arugula) is the source of this 1113-nucleotide messenger RNA. Lineage: Eukaryota; Viridiplantae; Streptophyta; Magnoliopsida; Brassicales; Brassicaceae. The record is from the annotation of a GenBank genome assembly.